CUGCUCUUAUACCCGCGGCCUAGUAUCUGAUGUAGGGACCUGCAUGCAACUGAACUCCAUUUAAGCGCAUCCUGCUGUCUGCCGUGGCACGCAAACUGAGCGACCACGAUGGCCCGGCGUGCAUUUGCACUGCCUCCCGUAGCGGCAGAUCAACCUCCGUUCAGCUGGGCCAGGAGCAGAGAUCACGCCCUAUGGCAAGCGCCCAUCAAACUCCAGGUUCCAUUGACUUCUCGUGUGUCUAUGCUCAUCCACUGCAGCUCCAGCGUGUUGGCGGCCGCCCACUGCAGCAGCGGCAGGGCUCCCUUAGCGGGCCUAGCUCCCCAUAGCAGGAUUUUACAGCGCGCUGUGCUGUGCUAUGCUGUGCUGUGCUGUGCUGUGCCCUUGAUCUCCGUGCCAAGAGGCGUUGUCUCCAGGCCUCGUCUCCCCUUGUGGUCCAUCCAUUUUCCGCUGAUAGCCCCCUGGGCCACCAUCAUUAGCGCUGGCCCGGAGCGAACGAUAAACCCGCCACUGGCACCAGCCAAGCGCCUCGUUCCAAUUUUCCACGAGGUUGGAGCCCGACAGCCCGCGCGUCGUCAAGAGAGGCAGAACGACUUCAUUUCACGCUCUACUUUUUUUCCUCUGUCGUUUUGCGUGGGAGCGGCUGCACUGACUGCAUCCAAUCCAUCCCUGUUUUUUUCCCCUUCCAGGCGCUGUUGCUCGCUGUAACCCCCCCAAGCCAAUUCGUCAUCCCAGCGGGCUGCGGAGUGGGUCAGCGCGCCGCCAGUCCUUCCCUCUGGUUAGCUGUUCUGUCGUCUCU
Trichoderma asperellum CBS 433.97 is the source of this 796-nucleotide messenger RNA. The record is from RefSeq and is a predicted model, not a curated record. NCBI's taxonomy places the organism in Eukaryota, Fungi, Ascomycota, Sordariomycetes, Hypocreales, Hypocreaceae.